GAAAGCACAACAAAUAAAGAGACAUUUGGAGGACACACUGGAAUUUUAAGCAGCUAAACGUUUGCUUACAGUCACGUGACGUGAAAGGAAACUCGUUGGAAAUACGCCUAGCACGCGCCCUGUCAAAGCAUCUACAAUGAAAAUCAUCAAAAUGAACAGUGAUGCGAAAGCGGAAAGACAACGCAGAUCAUGAUAACUCGUUUACGACGUUGCUGGACGGCAGAUCCGAUCUAAAGCAUUGCAACAAAAACACAGAAGCUGCUUCAGAAGCAGAAGGUUCGGGGAAAGCAAUGGGAAGACGGUACAAGAGGGGUCUGAUGUGGAGGCUAAAGAGAAUAAUAAUCUGGGUGCUGGGAAUUUACAUCGCCAUCCCUGUUAUCAUCAAACUCUGCCCAUCAAUACAAGCUAAAUUAGUCUUUUUAAACUUUGUGCGAGUACCGUAUUUUAUAGAUCUUAAGAGGCCGCUGGAUCAGGGGUUAAACCACACACAAAACUUCUACCUGCAGCCAGAGGAAGGAAUCAAUAUUGGCGUAUGGCAUACUGUACCCAUGGUGAUGUGGAGGGAGGCUCAGGGUAAAGAUGCUGAAUGGUUUGAAAAAAGCUUCCAGUCCAAUCACCCUGUUAUCCUUUAUCUUCACGGCAACGCAGGGACAAGAGGAGGGGAUCACAGAGUUCAGCUUUACAAGGUUCUCAGUUCAUUAGGCUAUCAUGUCGUCGCAUUUGAUUAUAGAGGUUGGGGUGACUCUGAGGGCAGCCCAUCAGAGAAAGGCAUGACAUCAGAUGCUCUUUAUCUAUACCAGUGGAUAAAGCAGCGGAUCUUCCAGAAGCCCCUCUACAUUUGGGGACACUCGCUGGGCACGGGAGUGGCCACCAACCUAGUGAGACGUCUAUGUGACAGGGGAACUCCACCUGACGCACUGAUUCUAGAGUCACCGUUUACAAAUAUCAGGGAGGAAGCGAAAAGCCACCCCUUUUCUAUGGUUUACAGAUUUCUACCAGGCUUUGACUGGUUCUUCCUGGAUUCUAUAACUGCAAACGACAUACGGUUUGCCAGUGAUGAGAAUGUCAACCACAUAUCCUGUCCAGUUUUGAUCCUCCAUGCAGAAGAUGACACAGUUGUACCCUUCCAGCUGGGAAAAAAGCUUUAUGAUUUGGCCGCCCAAAGCAAGAGUUUGAACGGUCAUAAUGUUCAGUUUAUUCCGUUCCCCGGCUCUCUGGGAUACAGACACAAAUUUAUCUACAAGAGUCCACAGCUACCAAAUAUACUCAGUGAUUUCCUCAGUACGUUGCAUCCGCACGUGUAGUGGAGAUCAAUUCACGUGACUGCCCUCUCUCACACACCAUCAGUCAAACACACACACACACACACACACACACAAUGUACUGUACAUUAUCUGCACUGCGUACAUCAUGUGUACAUGCAUGGACUGAAAAUCCACUUAUAUUUGUUUGCAUUCCUUUAUUUACAUAAAAGCUGGGGAGAAAGUUAUAAUUUUUCAGAGAGUAACAGAGGGACGGGUGAUUUGUUUUGCUGCCCCUUGUUGUAACGGAUCCAAAGAGCCAGCUAGAGCACAGAGUAUGCAAAUUAUUAUGCUAAUAGGAAUAAAAUGAAUGCUUAGGUCACCUUCAAACAAAUAAAGAAGAACGGGUGAAGUUUUAAUGGGGACUUUUCUAAUAGCAGACUUGGGUCAAAGGGAUAAAGCAGGACAGUGCAAUGCUAUGAUGUCAACUUACCUGCUGAGAAAACUCACUUACUGACUACGAUUUUAUUUUUAUAAAUAUACUAUGACAAAUCUGAUCGAAAAUAUGGACCUUAUUUCAAUUCUAAAAUCCACUCAAUGUGAACAGUGAAAUAUUUUAUGUUAAACUUACUACAAUAAAUGUCGUUUUUUUCCUUUUUCUCUUUUGAAUUAUCUGAAUAUUGGCUGAAGGGUUGUGUACUGCCUUGGCGUUUAAUCUUGUGGCGUUUUUAUGGAAUUUAUUUGUGGAUAAACCAGCAAAUGUUAAUGGGCAUUAGUCCACUUCAGCUUCUGUGUGUGCACCCUGCAUUGUUUGGCCGGUAUGCUUUAUGCCACUCUGAAUGCUACACAACUGCAGGUGAAAUUAAAUGAUUUUGUAAAAUGGGAAUUCCCUUUCCAAAUCCAAUGUGUAAUUUAAAUGCAGUCAGAUAAUAGUUUUAGGUCGAUACUAGUUUGCAUGUUUGUUACUUAUAACAUGUUGCACUGUUGAAAGAGAGACAGAAUGCAAAGUCUGUUUCCUUCUUUUUUUUUUUUCUUUUGCAUAUUGUACGUUGUAUUUUAAAUGUAUAUCCAGACUUUGCACAUUCCAAAUAAAUAGAAAUAUCAAUAAUUCCAUAA
This is a messenger RNA of Misgurnus anguillicaudatus (oriental weatherfish), 2357 nucleotides long. It is a transcript of the gene abhd12, whose product is annotated as abhydrolase domain containing 12, lysophospholipase. Gene Ontology annotation, biological process: monoacylglycerol catabolic process; phosphatidylserine catabolic process. Gene Ontology annotation, cellular component: endoplasmic reticulum membrane. Gene Ontology annotation, molecular function: phosphatidylcholine lysophospholipase A1 activity; monoacylglycerol lipase activity. NCBI's taxonomy places the organism in Eukaryota, Metazoa, Chordata, Actinopteri, Cypriniformes, Cobitidae. The record is from RefSeq and is a predicted model, not a curated record.